Molecule: messenger RNA, 3366 nt
Organism: Cuscuta epithymum
Lineage: Eukaryota; Viridiplantae; Streptophyta; Magnoliopsida; Solanales; Convolvulaceae
Source: the annotation of a GenBank genome assembly
AGGGUAUGGGGUACGAUGUCUAUAGUGACGCGAGCAUCCAAGGGCUUGGAUGUGUGUUAAUGCAGGAGGGGAGGGUAAUUGCCUAUGCUUCACGACAGUUGAAGAAGCAUGAGGUAAAUUACCCCACCCAUGAUCUAGAGUUGGGAGCAGUGGUGUUCGCACUGAAGAUUUGGAGACAUUAUCUCUACGGAGAGACAUGUCACAUAUACACUGACCAUAAGAGCUUGAAGUACGUGUUUACUCAGAAAGAGUUAAACAUGAGGCAGAGACGGUGGAUGGAGUUGAUAAAGGACUACCACCUAGUGAUUGAGUACCAUCCAGGCAAGGCAAAUGUAGUGGCAGAUGCUUUGAGCCGGAAGAGCUCAACUGGGGCAUUGAUAGCUAAUUUGAGGGCAUUAAGAGCCCAACUGGAGGUGUCCAGUAAUGGUGCCUUAUUGGCGCGGUUUGAGGUGAGACCUACUUUGCUUGAUGAGAUCAAGAAGGGUCAGGAAACGGACGAUGAGAUUGUGAAGAUCAGGGAACGCUUGCAAGCGGGACCGGUGGAGGACUUCAGAGAAAGAGACGACGGUCUUUUAUUAUUUCGUGACCGAGUGUGUGUGCCGGCAGAUGAUGAGCUCCGAAAGUCCAUCUUAGAGGAAGCUCAUUCAUCGGCUUAUGCCAUGCACCCGGGGGGCACGAAGAUGUAUCGCGAUUUGAAAGAAAGUUACUGGUGGUCCGGUAUGAAGAGGGAGAUAGCCGAGUACAUCAGUCGGUGCCUUACUUGUCAGCAAGUCAAGGCAGAGCAUCAGCAUCCAGCUGGGUUAUUACAGCCACUUUCCAUUCCAGAAUGGAAGUGGGAGCAUGUGACUAUGGAUUUCGUGGUGGGGUUGCCACGGACCGUGAACAACUAUGAUGCGGUAUGGGUAGUAGUUGAUAGGCUCACCAAGAGUGCUCACUUUUUGCCUAUUAACAUCACUUACCCUCUUGAAAGAUUGGCGAAGCUAUACACGGAGGAGAUUGUAAGACUACAUGGAGUCCCGAUAUCCAUUGUCUCGGAUAGGGAUCCACGAUUCACAUCUCGAUUUUGGCCCUAGUUUCAAGCAUCUUUGGGUACUAAAUUGAAGUUUAGCACGGCUUUUCAUCCACAGACGGAUGGACAAUCCGAGCGAGUGAUACAGAUAUUGGAGGACAUGCUUAGGGCGUGUGCUCUGGAGUUCCAAGGAAGUUGGGACAAACAUUUGGCUCUAGUCGAGUUCGCCUAUAACAAUAGUUAUCAGGCGAGCAUUGGCAUGCCUCCAUACGAGGCAUUGUAUGGGAGGAAGUGCAGGACACCGUUAUGUUGGGACGAGGUUGGCGAGGCCAAGCUCGAGGGGAUUGAACUUGUUGAAAUCACCAAGACUAAAGUGAAAGUCAUUCAGGAUAGACUCAAGACUGCCCAAGAUCGGCAGAAGAGCUAUGCCGAUAAACGACGCAGGCCAUUGGAGUUCGAGGUCGGUGAUAAGGUCUUCCUAAGAAUUUCUCCCUGGAAGGGUAUCAUCCGAUUUAUAUCGAGGGGAAAACUCAACCCCCGAUACAUUGGUCCGUUUGAAAUCCUUGAAAGGAUUGGGGCGGUGGCUUACCGUCUCAAGCUGACGCCGGAACUUGAGAAGAUACACGACGUGUUUCAUGUAUCGAUGCUCAAGAAAUACGUGAGAGAUCCAUCUCAUGUUCUUGAGAAGCCACCGGUGGAGAUACGUGAAGAUCUACAAUAUACAGUGGAACCGGUAAAGGUUGUGGGUCAACAGGUGAAGAAAUUGAGGAACAAAGAGAUUCCUAUGGUAAGAGUUCUUUGGAGGAGUGAUCGAGUCGAAGAAGAAACCUGGGAGACCGAGGUCUCAAUGAGGGAGCAAUACCCGUUCCUUUUCGAUUAGACACAUGGAUUUCGGGGACGAAAUCCCAAAUAAGGGGGGGUGAACUUGUAACACCGUCCCCAAAAUGUAUUUACUUUUAAGUGAAUAAUAUUGUAUUUAACCUUGUGGAAUGGUUAACGAGUUUACAAUGUUAUGGAUUCUUAUUAAUUAUUUUGCGCGAAUAGUAAAUUCGCACGUGGGGCCCGCACCGGGAGCGGGGGCCGCCCAAUACUCCCGGGACUACAUAAACUAUCCAUCUCGGUCUAGAUAAUAUUUAUAUGGUGGAGGAUAACUCACUUGAGCCAUGGAAAGGUCCGGAGUUGACCGAUUGGUCAAAAGAGGCCUAAAUACCGAUAUUGGCAAUUUAACCGAUAAAAGCCCGAAAUUGAAUUUCGGGGACUUAUAAAUUAAAGUUGGGGUAUGAAUAUUCAUCAUAAGAGUCUUAAUGAUGGAGAACACAUAAUAUAUUUUAUUUGACCCGAUAAAAUAAAAUGUAUUUUAAAUGGUCCGAAAAACACAACUUUCGGGACAAAGUGUACACUUCUGGACAAAAGGGGUUGACCUCCCACAUGGGUGGGGGCCAACCCACGAAAUUAGCCACAUUUUUUCAUGAUUUGGCCGGCUGGUGUGGUAGAAGAAGCAUGAGAGAUGUGUGUGAAGUGAUGGAGAAAGCAUCAAACAAAAUGGGAUGGGCCCUCAUCCUUACUCAUUGAUCAAUGAGACAAAAGACAACCCCAAACCCCCCUCUCCUCUCAUUUUCUCGGCCAGCAUCCAUCCAUCAAGAGCAAGGGAGCUCUCAAGCCUAUCCUCCAUUGUUGAAGAGAACUCUACAAGGAAGAACCUCAAGAAAAGGAGCUAAAGUGCUAAAAGUGAGGAAAAACUAGGAACUUGAUUAAAGUAUUUUUGGAGCUUCGCCGGAGUUUCGCCGGAGUUGGUCAAAGUUGGCCGGAGUUGGUCAAAGUUCACCGGAAAUAGUCAAAGUUCAACCGCGGAGCGUAGAACACGCUUAAGCUCACUUAAGUUUCAGGUAGAACUUGAAGGUUGCUACCAUCACCGUUGCUUCGGGCGGAUUUUCAAGGAGAGGAGACGUGGUUCGUGCUUCCUCCGUUUCUGUUUUAAACAUUCAAAUUAAUGCUCAUGGAUACUAUUUUCCGAAUAAUUAUUUAGGGCUUGCACGCCCGUGUUUGCCACGUGUGGCUCGAAUGCUGUAUUAAUAUUUCCGCUGCUUAAUUAAAUGAUUUACAUUGUGAUUGUUUAUGGAUGUACUAAUGUGAAUGGUAUUCAAGACGCCUUGUAUGGUAUGGAUGAGUUGGACUGCGGUUGACUAUUCGUACUGUACGGCGGGUUGUUGACGUGUCCGGGAGGGUCCGGGGCGUGACACCGACUAUAUUGCUUAUAACCUUUGGGUUAAUUUCAUGAGAUUUCCUAAAUGAAUACACAAUGUGAUUUGCAUGGAUUAUUAAUGGUUAAUAAUGCCUAAAUGAAAUUACUAGUGAAU